Cornus florida is the source of this 1856-nucleotide messenger RNA. RefSeq lists its product as uncharacterized. Bases 661 to 1401 code for a protein of 246 amino acids. The transcript is spliced from 2 exons. NCBI's taxonomy places the organism in Eukaryota, Viridiplantae, Streptophyta, Magnoliopsida, Cornales, Cornaceae. The record is from RefSeq and is a predicted model, not a curated record.
UGCAUUAUGAGAUUUGAAAAAUAUUUAAACAUGUGUGGAGUCAAAAAUUUGUGUUCAUAGGCAUUCAUAAAAUUCUCUAAAAUUUUGGAUCGUGUGUUGACUUGAAAAUUAUGAGAUUGAAUUACUUAAUGUUUUGAUUUAAAAAUAAAAAUAAAAAAUAAAAAUAAAAACACAUACACAUAAACAACAAAAGGAUUUUUGUGUUUCUUUAUUUUGAUCAUUGGGUGUUUAAGAUAAUUUUUGAGAGGUUCUGAAAAAAUUUAGUCUAUGGAUUCAAUUCUGGAAGACUUGAACGGGUUCCAUGACCUUGAACCGGUUCAAGAAUGCAAGGCAGCUUUGAAUUGGAAACUGCCUAUCUUGAACCGAUUCCACCCCUUGAACCGUUUCAAGAUGCCGAAUCUAGGCACUUAAGUACUUCAUUUGGAAUUGAAACUUUGAGGCACUUGUUGGGUUUGUAUUGCAAAGCUCAUUGUGGUGAAGAAACUUGAGGAUUUGGGGUUGAAUUUGUUGCGGUUUUGUCUUUGCUAUUGCAUUGUUGUUGAGUUUUAGGGCUUGGAAGCAGUAAAUUCAGGCUUUUUGUAGAACACUUUUGCACACCAAGUGUUCGACGAAAUUCCUGAAAGAGUAUUGAAGCUUCAAAGUGAAUUUUCUGAAGAUCAAAUGGCUUCAAGGCUGUCUAAAGAAGCUAAAGGCAAUGUAAUUGCAGCUCCUAAACCACCGAACAGUGCUAGAACCGGCAUUGUCAUUCGCGAGCCUCACGAUGAGUUACACACUCCUUUGGAUACGACAUCAUCUCCCAUGACGUCUCCUCCAUAUGAGAUACCAUCUGGGUAUCCCUCUGUUUCAGCCACUAGGAAGAUUGAGUUCACUGUAGAACACUUCUACGAUGAACACGCUUGGAAAGCUUACAAUAAUGUCUACAAGGACAAACCGAUCAAGAUAGAGAGGAAUGUAAGUUUGAACAAGCUAAGAGACAAUGCAGGGAAGAAACUUGUGGAGUACAUUGAGAAGAACAAUGGGCUCUUUUUUACACGAAUGGAAGGUGGUUUCUCACCGGAUAUGGUUCAUUACUUUUAUUCCAAUAUCUGCAAAGUUUAUGCCGGAUACUUUGAGGUGUCAAUCUUUAGCAAAGAUUAUCUAGUACGUGAAGAUGAUACCUAUGAUAUUUUGGUAGUUCCUAAUAGGGUGAAUAGUACAGGAUACAUGUUACUUAUUGAAGGUCCGGGUCCAAAAUUGCCGAAAAUUCAUGAUACUCUUUGUGUUUUGGAUUCAUACGGGUCAAACAAUUCUGCUCCAACCAUUUAUGCUACUUUUUUUCCGCCCUCUCACGGCAGUCUGAUUAGUGACGGCAACAGGGCAGUUUGUGGCGGGAUAUUUCAUCCCAUCCCCAUCCUCGUUUAGCAUAUGUACCAUAUACUAUUUCUAUAUAUAUGGUUGCAAAUGUUGAUUUUGUUAAAAAAAUGCUAAAAUUAGUGGGAAUUGAACAAGGAAACGAUAACUUCUCUCAUGUAAGGUCAGUAAAAGGCUCUCUGUAACUAUAUUUACUCAUGACUAACUUGUUCUAUACAAAGGUACGAAUGGAUUUUUUCAUCCUUGGAAAUGAAUCUCAUCGGAUGAGAAUUAUCAAGAUCAGUGAUCUAGAAUGAUGAUGCUAUCUUGGAAACAAAGGACAAAUGAAAUUAUUCUUCCAUGUGCUUACAUUGAAACAUAGAGGGGUGUAAGUGGAAUAUUAUCAAAUCUCAGGGGGUGUGUAGGUGGAAUGUACCUUUUAUAUUUUGAAAAGUCCAAUGGGUUUUUAGGAGAAUAAAAUAAAUAUGUCAAAUGGUAUUGUAAAAGAGAUUAUUCAGAGGAUCAAU